This is a messenger RNA of Apis cerana (Asiatic honeybee), 780 nucleotides long. Its product is annotated as receptor expression-enhancing protein 5. The record is from RefSeq and is a predicted model, not a curated record. NCBI's taxonomy places the organism in Eukaryota, Metazoa, Arthropoda, Insecta, Hymenoptera, Apidae.
UAUCGAUUCGCAUGUAAGUAAAGUUAGUAGUGAGGCUGCAAAUUUACGAGAAGUGUCGUUUGUAAUUUUGUGUAUAGAAAAUUCGAACGAAAUGGCGAGAAUAGCAGCCGUUAAACAAUCUUUGGAGAAGGCAUUACACGAUGAUAACAAAUUAUGGACAAAAUAUCUCGCCAAAGUUGAAAAAAAAAUAGGAGUUGAUCGACUUUACGUUUUUUUAAGUGUUGUUGGAUUUUCAGCUUUAUAUUUGGUAUUUGGUAUAGGUCAGCAAUUAGUUUGUAAUAUCUUUGGAUUUAUAUAUCCUGCAUAUUGCUCUAUGAAAGCCUUAGAAACUCCUAAAAAGGAAGAUGAUACAAAGUGGCUGACCUAUUGGGUUGUUUUUGCAGUUUUUACAAUUGUUGAAUUUUUCUCAGAUUAUAUUUUAUGCUGGUUUCCAGUUUAUUGGCUCUUUAAGUGUCUCUUUUAUAUCUGGCUAAUGGCACCUAUUGAUCGUAAUGGCUCCUUAAUAUUAUAUCACUGUAUUAUUAGACCAAACUUUUUAAGAUACCAUCAAAAAGUUGAUGAGUUAAUAUCAUCUGCUCAAGAUGCUGGUAUAUAUAUUAUAUUAAGAUACAAUAUAGCAUUAAUUCUUUUUAAAUUUUAUUAAAAUAUAUUUUUAUUUCAGCAGUUAAAGCUGCAACUUUGCUGACAGAAAAACAAGAGUAAUUUUCUUAAUUUUAAAGGCGGCUUAAAUUUUAUAUUGCCUUCACUUUUUUUUUUAAUAAAAAAAUAAUGCCUUAAAAA